AUGGUCGUUUCCAUGGCCGUUCUCUACAAUCUUAUAUUCGUUUUGGGUAGAGCAGUUUUUUGGGAAUUAAACAACGCCGUGCCUCAUUUAUGGUGGUUCUUAGAUUAUACAAGUGACGCCAUUUAUUUAAUAGAUACAAUAAUACACGCUCACGAAGGCUAUUUGGAACAAGGUUUGUUGGUCAACGAUUCGAGAAAACUUCGUAAACAUUACGUAUCGACCGGAAGAUGGAAAACGGAUAUGUUGAGUUUGUUACCGACGGAUAUAGCUUAUUAUUGGUGGUCGCCGCAGAAUUGUAUGGGAAAAGUACCGUGUCCGGUCAUCGUGAGAGUUAAUCGUUUGUUUAGAGUUCCACGUUUGGGUGAGUUUUUCGAUCGUACGGAAACCGGAACCGGAUAUCCAAACGCUUUUCGAAUAUGUAAGGUCGUGCUCGCCAUAUUGGUGCUCAUACAUUGGAACGCGUGUUUUUAUUUUGCUAUCAGUUACGUCAUAGGUUUCGGUACCGAUAAUUGGGUUUACAAUACUAAAGGACCGAAAAACAGCACAUUGACGAGGCAGUACAUUUAUAGUUUUUAUUGGUCGACGUUGACUCUAACGACCAUAGGUGAAACUCCGCAACCGGAAAACGAUGCCGAAUAUCUUUUCGUCGUGGCAGAUUUUCUAGCUGGAGUUUUGAUAUUUGCAACAAUUGUCGGUAACAUCGGAAGCAUGAUAAGCAACAUGAAUUUGGCGAGAGUCGAUUUUCAAAAUCGUAUGGACGGGGUCAAACAGUACAUGACCUUUCGUAAAGUAUCCAAAGAUUUAGAAGCGAGAGUUAUUCGAUGGUUUGCUUACACGUGGGCGAACAAACAGGCAUUAGACGAAGAUAGAGUACUUGCCGCACUUCCGGAUAAAUUAAAAGCGGAAAUAGCAAUUCACGUUCAUUUGGACACACUUAAACAAGUUCAAAUAUUUCAAGAUUGCGAACCUGGUUUACUGGAAGAAUUAGUUUUAAAACUUCGACUCCAGGUUUUCAGCCCUGGUGAUUACAUUUGUAGAAAAGGAGACGUGGGAAAAGAAAUGUACAUAGUUAAAAGAGGUCGUUUAAGCGUCGUCGCAGACGACGGGGACACGGUGUUGGCAACUUUAGGAGCCGGAAGCGUUUUCGGCGAAGUCAGCGUUUUAGAAAUAGCCGGAAAUCGUACCGGAAAUAGAAGGACGGCAAACGUUAGGAGUUUAGGGUAUUCGGAUUUGUUUUGUCUUGCGAAAAGAGAUUUGUGGGAAGCGUUGGUCGAUUAUCCGGAUGCGAGACACAGUCUCAUGGAAAGAGGUUGUCAAUUGUUGAGAAAAGAUGGACUUUUGGAUGAGAACGCUUUUAAAAAAUCACAAGUCGAACAUGAAACGCUCAAAGACAAAGUCGACAGAUUAGAAAGUUCUAUAGAAAAUUUGGAAGAUAAAUUAACUCAAUUAAUCGGUGACGUCACAGUUUUUCAUAACAGAAUGAAAAGGAGAGCAUCGAAAAUAGAACAGAAAACAAAACAUUCGUCGUCACCCUCGAAGUGA
Pediculus humanus corporis (human body louse) is the source of this 1542-nucleotide messenger RNA. RefSeq names its product voltage-activated ion channel, putative. Gene Ontology annotation, biological process: monoatomic cation transmembrane transport. The transcript is spliced from 7 exons. The coding region runs from base 1 to 1542 and encodes 513 amino acids. Gene Ontology annotation, cellular component: intracellular cyclic nucleotide activated cation channel complex; plasma membrane. Gene Ontology annotation, molecular function: cGMP binding; intracellularly cGMP-activated cation channel activity; protein-containing complex binding. The record is from RefSeq and is a predicted model, not a curated record. NCBI's taxonomy places the organism in Eukaryota, Metazoa, Arthropoda, Insecta, Psocodea, Pediculidae.